Molecule: messenger RNA, 1490 nt
Organism: Daphnia magna
Lineage: Eukaryota; Metazoa; Arthropoda; Branchiopoda; Diplostraca; Daphniidae
Exons: 6
Coding region: 237-1094 (285 amino acids)
Source: RefSeq, a predicted model, not a curated record
AUCCGCGCCUUCAGUUUUUCUUAUGGCUAAAGUGUCCACCGUCGCCACUAGGGCUUUGAUUUGGUCAGUUAUCGUUAUACCGGUUAAUCGUUUAUGGUUAAACUAGUUAAACAACGAUGCGAGUUUCGCGUGUCAAUUGUUGUUUUUUUGUUUUUUAAAUUCUGUCUUCCUCGAUUGUUUCCACGCGGAAUUAUGGGAAAUGAGCUUUAAAAUUUGAAAUGAAAUGAAAACAGAAUAUGAGUGAAAUAAAUAGUGUUAGUGAUCACGCGAAUGAACCGCAGCCAGACCGUAAACGUGUUAGGAAGAGGGGGAAGCUCGGCGAAAAUGGCAUAUCGUUUAGAAGACAAGAUUGUCACACUUCCGACUAUAAUUCCAACCAAAAACGUUUGGAACAUAUGGAAUUUCUGGCAACACAAAUUUCUAGGGAUGUUGAUGCAGAAAUUCUACUGUUCACUUACUUCCCGAACAAGAAAGUUGGAACAUGUGGAAUCAAGCAAUUUGGCAAGAAAACUCAGCAAAUGUGCAAUACUUCUAAACCACUGAAGGAUUUCAACCAAUAUUGGAUGAUGGUGACUUCAAGACUUGAGUGCCUACGCAAUGCUAAAACUGUUCCACCAAAUUUGUUUGAUAUUCAGUAUCGAGGCACAGGCGGUGUUAUCGAUUCUAUUUUUAAUGAACAGGCUGUUGGUGCCAAUAGCAUUGAUAAGGAAUCUGCCACUGGGAUGUUAGAGAAUUAUUCAAAAGGAAAUCCGUCAUUAUUAAAUGUAACGACGUCAGCAAAACAAACACCAACAAACGAAUCAACAAACUUUGUUGUUUGCCAGACAACAGCACCGACUGCCUCCACAGUUGUCGAAGAUGAAACUGCAAUACGUCGAACUACAAAAGCGAAACGUCUCCGUCAGUCCAAAACUUGGAUGACGAAUGAAUCCUUAAGUCUUUCAUCGAAUACCACGCUGUACUCACAAGCUAUAGAGAACCGCCAGGAGCAUAUGGCUUUGCCACUGAAACCCAAGAAAUUGAAAGUUUGCAUUCCGCUACCACUGACAAAGCAAACAUUUCUGCUUUUGGGUAACUGUGUCGUCAUAAAAUAAUAUGGUUACCCAUGGAAUAGUUAUCACAUUUACACCAUUUUUGUAGCCGAAUUUGAUGCGUGGUGCGAAACAACCAGCGAAUCUAUUGUUGAAUCUGUUGCUGAAACUAGUUCGACAACUUCUAGGGCAGUUUUAUCCGGUCAAACGGUCACAGCUUUGCCAGAUAUUAACAUUGAAACACAGGCGAAUUCAGCCUUCCAGCCACCAACACCGCCCACAUCAUUCACUGCCAAAACGUCUGAGCAAAAUACCACAGUUUUCCGCCCUGCUCUACCGAAUACGUUUUCUAAAAACAGAAAACUGCCAGAAAUAAAGAAUAAUCUUCUUCAGCCAGAUCAACUUAUCACUGCUACUGCUGCUGCCGCCAUAAUUAAUCUUCAUGAAAAUGUUUUGAAA